GAUCUGCAGGGUUGCACUGUCAGCCCUAUCAGAAGGGAGAUUGGCUUUUUUGGGGGCCACGGGGCCUAGAACGGGCACCAACAGCAUCAAUGUCCCAUUUCCUCACGUGCUCAUGCACAAACCCUUCGAUGAGCUCAGUGUUCCACCACUCUCUGGGGUUAUCUUGCAGGUCAGGAUGGUCAAGGGCAACGCAGCGAUCCGCCGAGAUGCCGAGUGCUUCACACGAGCCGGCGAGUUCAGUUUUUCUGGUGUCUCCUUUGCCGUAGUUGUUGCCUAUCAAUAUCAGGGUUCAGCAUGUCAGCACCGGGGCCCCUCAAUGGCUAGGUUCGGAGACUUUCUGGAGAAACACACCUGUGGACAUGACCAGCAAUCCACCAGUCACCCGCUUGUUCCGAUCAAGAACUCCGAGAAUGCUGGGAGAGAAGAAUAGGCACUCGUCGUCGGGGUGGGCUGUCACGAGCAGGAGGUUUCUGGCGAGAAGAAGCUCGGGUGGAAGAAUUCGGGCAUCGCUCCCAACGACAUAGGCGACCAGCCACUGGAGAAUUAGCGGCACAAUCACUGCGAGCACUGCAAGCCGAACAAGCCAGCGCGAAGCCCGACGAGGGAUCAUGCCGAGCAGUUGCGCAGGCUUCCUGGUCAGCUUCUGCAUUGGGGGUGCUGAGGAAUCGUGGAAGGAAAACAAGACAGAAAUACAGAAUCAGUUCAUCCGAGCUGGCAGCACAAGAAGACUCGGGUGAACAAGUGAGUGUCUUGGAUGUACAAGUAAAGAAUGAUAAGGUAGCAUCGGGACGGAAGGCGGAGGGCGUGCGAGAUAUCGUCGUCGCACACUGUGUACCCGACCAGCUGGCAAGGGUUCCGUCAGCGGUAUCACCUCAGCUGGAGCUCUGUCUCACCUCGCUGUCCAUCGAUGUUUGCGGCAGGCGUCACGCGGGCCACUCCGCUGGGCAUCCCGAGAAAGAACGCAUAUCUCUUCUUCGUUUGUGACGUCCCGUUGAAGUCCAGUUGGAUGUUUUGUUGAUCCAGUCGACCGACCGAGUUGAGAUAAACUUUUUGGACUCUGGAGUAGUCCCAUCUUUUGCCAUGCUUGGCGAUGCAAAAGCACCACAGCACCGAUUCUUCGGCGCGGGCCGUAGCGGGGGGGUCCAGUACCACCACCACAGCACAUUCACACUCGCGUCAAUGGCUUUCGUCUGUCCAACGUUUGUCUCUGUUGAUGCUGGUCCUCCAGAACUCGGCCCUGGUCAUGGUCAUGCACCAUUCCCGCAACAGCCCAACAGGAUCACGACCCCGAUAUCUUACAUCAACAGCCGUUCUAGUUGUUGAAGUUAUCAAGCUCUCAGCCUCAUUACUCCUCGCCACCUACGAUACUAUUACUUCUCAUUCCUCAUCUUCAUCAGCAGCAAUAACUCAACAUCUCUACCGCUCCAUCUUUGCCCCAGAUAGUUGGAAGCUCAUCGUGCCCGCAGCCCUCUACACUCUUCAAAACUCGCUUGUCUACACGGCCAUCAGCAACCUCGACGCUGUCACCUUCCAAGUCACAUACCAGCUCAAGAUUCUCACCACGGUCCUUUUCAGUAUCCUGCUUCUUGGCCGGACCAUUUCUCUGCGUCAGUGGCUGGGGCUUCUCCUCCUCACCUUCGGUGUAGCCCUUGUGCAACUAUCACCAACAACACCAGAGGUUAAUAGUGCCACCAGCUGGACAGACAAGAUCACAUCCUUAUUCACCUCCCCAUCCCAGCCUCCUGCUGUUCAUCACAAUGCCCUGAAAGGCCUGGCCGCGGUUGUGGGAGCGUCCCUCAUUUCAGGCCUCACAUGCGUCUACUUCGAAAAGAUCCUCAAGGAUUCCCUAGGUUCGCACACCAGCUCCAUAUGGAUCAGAAACGUACAGCUAUCCUUUUUUAGCAUCUUUCCUGCACUGUUUAUUGGGGUGAUAUGGUAUGACGGAGCCAAUAUUGCGCAAAAUGGUGGAUUCUUUGCCGGGUACAAUGCCAUGGUGUGGGCAACGGUCUGUCUGCAGGCGCUUGGGGGUUUGAUUGUGGCUGUUUGCAUUGCGUAUGCGGACAAUGUGGUCAAGAACUUUGCCGCCAGUUUGAGUAUUGUGGUUAGUUAUGCUGGGACGGCGGUGGUUUUUGGGGAGAGGAUGACGCUUCAUGCCACUAUGGGUGCAGCUGUCGUUGUGGCUGCCACAUGGCUGUACAGAAGUCGGCCGUCAACUCAACAACUGGGGACACUGUUGCCUGUUAGUAGCAGGGAAAUCGUGGCAGGUGAGAAGACACCAAGAUCGCCGUUGUUAUCCCCAACUACGAUACGAUAA
Messenger RNA from Podospora bellae-mahoneyi, 2314 nucleotides. Its product is annotated as UDP-galactose transporter Gms1. The transcript is spliced from 4 exons. Gene Ontology annotation, cellular component: Golgi membrane. NCBI's taxonomy places the organism in Eukaryota, Fungi, Ascomycota, Sordariomycetes, Sordariales, Podosporaceae. Gene Ontology annotation, biological process: pyrimidine nucleotide-sugar transmembrane transport. The record is from RefSeq and is a predicted model, not a curated record. Gene Ontology annotation, molecular function: UDP-galactose transmembrane transporter activity. The coding region runs from base 1091 to 2314 and encodes 407 amino acids.